AUGUCACGCGAUGGCAUCAUGGCUGUGCUCAGUGCUGAGAAAGUCUCGAGCAAACUCUCAAACCUCAGGAAACUAUUCGUUUCCAACUGCCUGGUGCUGGUACCCAUGCCUGCCGGCAGGAAUGGGUACAGAGAAAACCCUGGCAGCAGCAGCAUCCUGCAAGUUCCCACACCACCUCAUGGCUUUGAUGCCGAUUCGUUCAGUCUUUCUCUGGUCUCAUCAAUGAGAAAUCCAAGUUUCGGGGGAGUGGUUCGUUUCCAGCCGUUGCUCAGCCAAAGAAAAGGAGUAUUGGGGCAUGGAGCCAUGGGCGGAUAUGUUCUUCAUAAAAAAAGCAAAAGAACAUGGGUUGCAGAAAAAACUGACUUCGAACGUUGGGUUUUCUCUUUGCAGUUCUCCACCGAAAUUGCUACCAAAAAGGGGAAAGCGGCUCAGGUGGCACACGGAUACGGCGGGAUUUCAUGA
Molecule: messenger RNA, 462 nt
Organism: Colletotrichum godetiae
Lineage: Eukaryota; Fungi; Ascomycota; Sordariomycetes; Glomerellales; Glomerellaceae
Exons: 1
Coding region: 1-462 (153 amino acids)
Source: RefSeq, a predicted model, not a curated record